Messenger RNA from Effrenium voratum, 1632 nucleotides. NCBI's taxonomy places the organism in Eukaryota, Dinophyceae, Suessiales, Symbiodiniaceae. The record is from the annotation of a GenBank genome assembly.
GUGAAGACCUCCAAGUACACAGCCCUGACUUUUCUGCCGAAGAAUAUCUUCGAGCAGCUGCACAAAUUUGGAAACGUGUACUUCCUGUGUAUCUCCAUCAUUAUGUACUUGGGUGAAAAGACGCCCCUGUUCGUUGGCACGAUCCGUGCCUUUUCCACGCUAGGCCUUCUAGUGAUGAUGAUGGCGGUGACCGCCGCUGUCGCACUCUACGACGACCUCCAGCGGAAGAAAGCUGACGAGGAGAUCAACAACUCCUUGGCUUCGGUGGUCGUUCGGGGCAGCGAGGUGAAGAGGAAGUUUCAGGAUAUUCGGGUGGGCGACGUCCUGCGGAUUCGGAAGGACGAAGAGUUUCCGGCGGACACCGUGCCGUUGUACUGCUCUGGUGACGGCGGAAACUGCUACGUGUCCACUGCAAACCUGGACGGUGAGACUAACCUGAAGUUGAAGACCGCGCCUGAAGCGACGCAGAUGUUGUUCCGAGGGGGCGACCAACUUGGUGCACUGGCCCGGUUGGAUGCCGAGAUCCAUGCGGAGGCGCCCAACGGCAACAUCCACGACUUCAGUGGGAACAUCUCAGUGGGGGCUCAAAAGCUCUCUCUGGGACCCAAGCAGCUGCUGAUGCGGGGCACUGUGCUCCGGAAUACAGAGAGCUGCCUGUGCCUUGCGGUCUACACUGGGCCCGACACCAGGAUGGUGAGAAAUUCCAGACCAGCGCCCAUGAAGCAAUCCAAUUUGGAGCGCACGACGAACCAAGCUAUGCUCAUGGUGCUGGCCACUCAGACCGUGAUUUCCGGCAUCAGCUCGUUGUGCCAUCUUUUCAUGAAGCCUCCGAAGAGCCAUUGGUACUUGGAGGAGGAGGAGAUCGUGCUGCCUGAAUUUAUCGGAUGGUGGCUGACCUUCUUCACGCUGUACUCUAACCUGAUGCCGAUUUCUCUCUACCCCACGGUGGAGUUCUGCAACGCGUUCCAGUGCUGGCAGAUUCAGCACGACGAACAGAUGCUCUACCAAUGCGAGGGCUUCAACGAGGGGCGGCCAUUCUCAGCUCGGACCCGCAGCACAAACCUCUCCCAGGAGUUGGGACAGGUCGGCUAUCUUUUUUCCGACAAGACAGGAACGCUGACCCAGAACGAUAUGGUUCUCAGGCGCGUGUCGAUUGGUGGCCUGAAGUUUGGCAGCUUUCAAGAGAAGCGGCCGCAGGACAAGCUUGGGCUGGCAGAGGAUGACGGCUUUAACGGCGGGCCUGAGCUCCAGGAUCGCCGGUCAUCCAUGCCCAGCAUCGAUCAGUUCUUGGAGGUGCUUGCAGUUUCCCACACCGUCAUGGUCACGCGCGGCAAGGCGACCUACGAGGCGGAGAGCCCCGACGAGUACGCGCUGGUGAAGGCGGCGGCUGGCCUGGGCUGGGAGUUCCAGGGCCGCGCCUCGGAAAGCGAAUGGAGUCGCAACGGCUUUUUUUGGUUUCCCGUUGAGUGCCACGGGUCCGAAAGCCACUGGUUUCCUUUUGGUGAGGGAGGGGUUUUGUGUGGUUUUGAUCCACCUAUUUGUUUUGGUUGCAAGGGCUCAAGGGCUCCGAAAGCCAAAUGUUUAGAUGAACUCACACAGUAUGUGAGAGUGUGCGAGUUGUUUGCCCUGUGA